Messenger RNA from Talaromyces rugulosus, 900 nucleotides. RefSeq lists its product as uncharacterized. Gene Ontology annotation, molecular function: oxidoreductase activity. The record is from RefSeq and is a predicted model, not a curated record. Bases 1 to 900 code for a protein of 299 amino acids. Lineage: Eukaryota; Fungi; Ascomycota; Eurotiomycetes; Eurotiales; Trichocomaceae. The transcript is spliced from 3 exons.
AUGGCACGUACAAUCAAGAAUGUGGCUAUUGCAGGGGCAAGUGGCAAUGUCGGAGCUCGAGUACUCGAUGCAUUACUCAAACUAGACUUCAAUGUCACAGUGCUUAGUCGCAAUUCCAAACCUUUUCCGGCUGCUGCUCGCGUCAAGGUUGUCGACUUCACCUCGAAGGAGUCAUUGUCUGCGGCCCUCGCUGGACAGGACGCAGUUAUCGAUACUACUUUCUCGCCGGAGAUUGAAACACCUCUCCGACUCAUUGAUGCGGCGGCUGAGAGUGGGGUUUAUCGCUUUAUCACAAGUGACUUUGGACUCGAUCCUGAACUUCCAGGAAUUCAUGACAUGCCUGUUUUUGGCCGCAAGAAAGCCUCUUAUGAGGCCGUGAAAAACCAUGCAGCUCAAAACCACCUGACGUAUACCUUGGUAGCUUGUGGUGCUUUUCUUGACUGGAGUCUGUCCUCUGGGUUCUCCGGCCUGAACUUUCAAGAAAAGAAAGCCUUUAUCUUUGGCGAUGGAAACAAUGUUGUCCCAUGGACGACAUUGGAGGAUGUCGGCAUAGCCACCGCGAAUGUGCUUGUGCAUCCAGAAGAAACCUUGAAUCGCCCAGUCUAUGUUCACUCAGCGUUUCUGUCGCAAAACCAAAUUUUUGACGCAACAAAACAGGUUUUGGGGAGUGAAGGGUGGGAUGUCAGUUAUAACGACAUGAAACCUCUGUUGGACAAUGCGUUGGCAGAUCUCAACGCCGGCAGAAUCAGUGCUUCGGUUUUUGAAGUACAAAUACAGUACUGCCUAGCUACCAAAGCGCUUGCACACCCCUGGGCAAAAGAUGAUAGCUCCCUAUUGGGACUGAAAGAGUGGGAUUCAGAAAAGGUAAAAGCGCUGAUUCAGACGAUUGCCCACAAAUAA